CACCGCCACUGCAACACACACGCAAUGAGCUUUUCCGUCGACGACCUCGUCGCGUCCCUCAAGGGCAACCACAUCGGCCAGGAGGCGCUCGACCUCGCCGCCCUGCAGGCUCAGCUCGCACAGACCCUCUUCACCCCGCAGCGGCACGCGGAGCCCGCCGAGUACGCGCAUCACUGCAACACCCCGACCGCGUCGACGCCCUCGUCGAGCUUCACCUGGUCGCACAUGCCGCACCGGCGCAAGUCGAGCGUCGCCAGUCUGACGACGCAGCGCAGCAUGGACGAGGAUAUCACGGAGAUGGAGGAGGAUGAGAAGAUGGUCGAGGAGCUGCUCUGGCCGUCGUCGCCCUCCACGUCCUCUGCUUCUACCUCGUCCCAGACAUCCUUCCACCAUGCCCAGCCGGCGUCGGCGCACCAUCAGACACCCGCGUCGCCCGCCUUCCCCCAAAGAAAUACGGCGCCUUCGUAUGCGUACACGUACUCUGCCGAGCCAACAUCCAUCUUCGCGACCCAGGACCCGUUCUACGUCGCGCAAAUGCAAGCAGCGCAGAACGCGCACGCGCCCGCGUUCUUCGCGCAGGCCGGGCGCCCCGCGGCGCACUCGCCCUUCGUCAUGGCACAGCCGGUGCCAGUCCACUCCCAGUUCAUGGCCUUCGACCGAUGAUCUCCCCCCAUUCUGUGUAUAACCCCGCCUGCGUUUCGGUGUACAUCCUACAUUCUGCAUUCUACUCUACCAGCCAGAUAUCGCAUAGCGUCCACGAAAACCGUUCGUACCGCCCGUCCAUCUCCCUGCCUACCCGCAAUCAUGGCGCAGUUCACGAUUCACACCACUCGGCGAUUCCCCUCCCGUGCAUCAGAUGACCCCCUCUCGGGCCCUCCAUCAUCUCACCGCGGAUCUCGCCUUCCCCGCCCCCUCCCCCUCGGACCUUGGCUUACCACUACAUCGCUGGGUUAUUUGGCUUGCCCACCCCUUUGCGGACUCGAAUGACGAUACAUAUCCCAUAUCUCUUUCUUCCUCUUCUCUCCUGUCCCAUAAUCCCCUGUGACUUUUGUGCGUACAUAUUAUCUAAUGGCCCUGUCGAUACCUGUAAUGCCCGUCCCCAGUGUAGUGUAUACGUACUUCUGUACUUUAUCGUUGUCUGUGUUCCGUUCCGUUUCGUUCGUCUUCUCAUUCCCAGCUCCGUCCGUCAUACCAUACAUACGUAUCCUUGUCUGCCUUGCGCAAUGUACGGCCUCGGCGAAUCCUUGGAUCAUCCAUCCAUCCAUCCAUCCAUCUCUGAUGCAGUGAUACAUUGAUUGUCCUCGCUGCAGUAAUCCUCAG
Messenger RNA from Gloeophyllum trabeum ATCC 11539, 1320 nucleotides. RefSeq lists its product as uncharacterized. The transcript has 2 exons. Lineage: Eukaryota; Fungi; Basidiomycota; Agaricomycetes; Gloeophyllales; Gloeophyllaceae. The coding region runs from base 25 to 663 and encodes 212 amino acids. The record is from RefSeq and is a predicted model, not a curated record.